Oppiella nova is the source of this 468-nucleotide messenger RNA. The record is from the annotation of a GenBank genome assembly. NCBI's taxonomy places the organism in Eukaryota, Metazoa, Arthropoda, Arachnida, Sarcoptiformes, Oppiidae.
AUGUAUUAUUCGGAAACAGAUAUACAGUUAAUUCCCGUCAAUGAAGGCCAAACACUUGUCGUUUUAAUUUCUUUAUAUACGGAUGAUAUCAACUCAAUCAAUGAUAAGGACAUGACAGUUUUAAUAAACGCCAAGACAGAGCAACAGGCUAGCAACUUUUCAAUUGUGAAGACUACUUUUAUAUUUAAGCGACUAAUACUCAACAAACUAUCGCAGAUUUGCAUUCAAAGCCGGGUCGAGUCGCUCUGUGUGUUAUGUGUUUGCUUGCAAUCAGUUCUCAAUCUGUUAGUGUACGCCAAGAGUUACCUGGACUUUCAUACAUUACUACAUAUGGAUGUUGAGGUAGAAAACGACAAAACAGAGACUCAGAAAUUGAAGGAAAAGAAGAAGAAAUUGAAGGAAACCAAUCAAAAGCAAGCCAUUAGUCCCAGGUGUUUUAGAGGUGAGGCCCGUUUUGGCAAUCAAUAG